UCAGUGGGCGAGUGGGCGAGUGGGCGAGCGGGCGGCGGGCGGCGGGCAGCUCGGUGUGGACGGCGGUGGCCACUGAGAGGACUCAGGCGGUCGGUUGCGGACCAGGUGGAGGAAGGCGUCCCCCGGGGCACGACCGCCCGCCAUGAAGCCCCCCGCAGCCUGUGCGGGAGACGGCCUGGCCACGGCGGCCGCGUGCUCCGUGGUGAACUACCUGCGAUGGGACCUGAGCGCCCAGCAGAUCGGGGAGCGCACGGCGGAGCUCAUCGAGCAGACCAAGCGGGUGUACGACCAGGUGGGCGCGCAGGCGUUCGAGGACGUGUCCUACGAGAGCACGCUCAAGGCGCUGGCUGACGUGGAGGUGUCCUACACGGUCCAGAGGAAUAUCCUCGACUUCCCCCAGCACGUUUCCCCCUCCAAGGCCAUCCGGACGGCCAGCACGGAGGCGGACAAGAAGCUGUCGGAGUUUGACGUGGAGAUGAGCAUGCGGCAGGACGUGUACCAGAGGAUCGUCUGGCUGCAGGAAAAAGUUCAGAAGGACUCGCUGCGGCCAGAGGCCUCGCGGUACCUGGAGCGCCUGAUCAAGCUGGGCAGGAGGAACGGCCUGCACCUGCCUGCGGAGACUCAGGAGAAAAUCAAGAACAUCAAGAAGAAGCUGAGCCUCCUGUGCAUCGACUUUAAUAAGAACCUGAACGAGGACACGACCUUCCUGCCCUUCACGCGGGACGAGCUGGGAGGGCUCCCCGAGGACUUUCUGAACUCGCUGGAAAAGGCCGGGGGUGAGAAGCUGAAGGUCACCCUCAAGUACCCGCAUUACUUCCCACUCCUGAAGAAGUGCCACGUGCCCGAGACCCGGAGGAAGGUGGAGGCGGCCUUCAACUGUCGCUGCAAGGAGGAGAACUGCGCGAUCCUCAGGGAGCUGGUGGCCCUGCGGGCGCAGAAGUCCAGCCUCCUGGGAUUCAGCACGCACGCCGACUACGUGCUGGAGAUGAACAUGGCGAAGACCAGCCAGGUGGUGGCCACUUUCUUAGAUGAGCUGGCCCAGAAGCUGAAGCCCCUCGGGGAGCAGGAGCGGGCGGUGAUCCUGGAGCUGAAGAAGGCCGAGUGCGAGCAGCGCGGCCUGGAGUUCGACGGGCAGAUCAACGCCUGGGACAUGCGCUACUACAUGAACCAGGUGGAGGAGACGCGCUACAGUGUGGACCAGAACCUGCUCAAGGAGUACUUCCCCAUGCAGGUGGUCACGCGGGGGCUGCUGGGCAUCUACCAGGAGCUGCUGGGCCUGACCUUUGACCUGGAGGAGAGCGCCACCGUGUGGCAUGAGGACGUGAAGCUGUACUCCGUGAGGGACGCAGGCUCCGGGCAGGUCAUCGGCAAGUUCUACCUGGAUCUCUACCCGCGGGAAGGCAAGUACGGGCACGCAGCCUGCUUCGGCCUGCAGCCCGGCUGCCUGCGGGAGGACGGCAGCCGCCAGAUCGCCAUCGCGGCCAUGGUGGCCAACUUCACCAAGCCCACCCCCGACGCCCCCUCGCUGCUGCAGCACGACGAGGUGGAGACCUACUUCCACGAGUUCGGGCACGUGAUGCACCAGCUCUGCUCUCAGGCGGAGUUCGCCAUGUUCAGCGGCACGCACGUGGAGCGCGACUUCGUGGAGGCGCCUUCGCAGAUGCUGGAGAACUGGGUAUGGGAGAAGGAGCCGCUGCUCAGGAUGUCCCAGCACUACCGGACGGGCAGCGCCAUCCCCCCGGAGCUGCUCGAGAAGCUCAUCAAGUCCCGGCAGGCCAACACAGGCCUCUUCAACUUGCGCCAGAUCGUCCUGGCCAAGGUGGACCAGGCCCUGCACACGCAGACGGCCGCAGACCCAGCCGAGGAGUACGCCCGCCUCUGCCAGGAGAUCCUUGGGGUCCCAGCCACGCCAGGGACCAACAUGCCCGCGACCUUCGGCCACCUGGCAGGCGGCUACGACGCGCAGUACUACGGCUACCUGUGGAGCGAGGUGUACUCCAUGGACAUGUUCCACACGCGCUUCAAGCAGGAGGGUGUCCUGAACGGCAAGGUCGGCAUGGACUACAGAAGCUGCAUCCUCAGACCCGGCGGCUCUCAGGACGCCAGCGCCAUGUUGAAGCUCUUCCUGGGUCGCGACCCCAAGCAGGACGCCUUCCUCCUGAGCAAAGGGCUGCAGGUGGAGGGCAGCGAGUCCCCGGCCUGCUGACACAUGGGCCUCCUGCCGGCCCUGGACUAGGGGACUCGGCCCCGCCAGGCUCCCGCCGGGACACAGGGCAGCCGGGCGAGGAGCGGGCUGCUGGCUCUGCCUGUUCGUUCCCACGUGUGGUCUCUGCAGCCCCGCUCAGUGGCCGGCCUGGGCCAGAACGACCUCGUCCUCCAGGCGGCUGCGGGCUCCCGGGCCCGCUCAGGGCCUGCCCCAGGCGGCGCCAAUGCAGCCCCUUCCUGGGGAGUUCUCCUGGUCAAGGGAUGGCACCUCUUUCAAAUGCAGGCAUUAAAAAAGAAAGAAAGAAAAGAGGGGCUCCUGGCCUGUGUCUCACGCCCAUCCUCCUGCACAGAAUAGCGGACAUUGGUUGUCACACUUGGGAUCCAGUUGUUUGGUUUCUGUUAAGCCCUAAACUUGGCGGUCAGCCCUCCUGCUGGAAACGCUGGGCAGUUGAAGGCUACUCUCUGUGCGCUGGAACAUUCUGGACUGUGACACACUUGGGUCGCUGGGAGACGGCUGAGCUGUCGGAGCGACUGCAGCCAGGGGCCGUGGGCUGUGGGGCUGGGGUGCUGGGAUCGCUCACCCAGAGAGGUUUGUUUCCUGCCAGCCUCCCACCUAGCACGUGUCUGGGGACAUCCCCCGCCUGCCCCCAGUGCCGCACUGACCCAUGUAGGGCAGGCCCAGCUCCUCCGAGAAGCCUGCGCACCGGCGACCAGGACGCGACAGCCGCCCGCCCUCGGCCCGGAUGUGAGUCACCGGGCAGGCCUCCUGGCUCCGGGCCGGAGGCUCUGGGAGGGCUUUGACAGGGGCUGGUUUCUGAUUAAUGAGCACAGCUGUUGGAGCCCGGCCGUGACCUUUCUUGUCCACGUGACCCUGAAGACCAGAGGCAGACGUGGCCCUGUCCUCCCGCUCAGGGCUCGGCUCCCUCUGGCCGUGAGGCUGUUGGCAGCGUGGCAAAGUCUGGGCUGUGGGAGAGCGGCCUCCCAGGGCCUCUGGCGAGUCUUCAGAAAGACCUUGGUGGUAUUUUUUGGUCCUUCACUUGAGCAGGCGGGUGGCUGUACCCCUGGCUCGUUUGGUCCAGACCGCCCCGUGUCUUCUUCCCUGGCCUUUGAGCUCCUCCAGAGCCUGCCUCCUGCCCCUGCGUCCUCCCCUCGCGUCCUUCGUCCCUGCAAAGGGUCAGUGGAGUGAGGGACCAGACAGCGCCCUGACCCAUCUCCCCCAGGCUCAGGUGACUGGCUGCACCUCCCUGGGGACAAUCUGUCUGCCCCUGACCAUCCAUCCUCACCAGCCCUGGGCCAGUCCAGCUGUGGAGCCUCAUGGGGGCUUGCUCAGCUUCCUGCACCCACUUCUGUACCUUUUAAACUGGGGCAGGGGGGUGAGUGUUGUUGGCCGGUCACUUGUCCAGAGCUGGUGGGCGCCCUGUGGCCGGGAGGGCUGUGCCAAGAGGCGGAAGUUGAUAGCGGGAUUCGAGGCAGCUGUGGCUUAUGCUUGAAUUACCUGGGUCUCAAAAGAGGGAAAAAAAUAUACAGCAGAGACCACACCCAGGCAGCCAUCUGGGCACCUCCUAAUGGAUGGAGGUGCCGUGUCAGGGGGCUGGGGGCUCUCCUCGCCUUCUCCUGCACUGAGCGCCCGCAUGGCCUCCCUCUGGUCCCCAUGCAAAGUCCAGCCGUGGGGUCAGCACCCCCAGUUGUGUGCUAGACAGUUGGGGGCAGUGGGAGGUGGAGCCACAGACCUCAGGCUCGUGGGCCGCAGGGUCCCCACGCGGGCAGGUCAGGAUGCCAGCAGAGAGCGUGGCUGCUGGGUGCAUCCAGGACAGCCGCGGUGCGCUUGAGGGAGGCCUCACCGGAAGUGUCCGUGUUUCUCCCAGCCGCUCUGGGACCUGUAGGUGGUUGGUCCCUGAGGCUGAAGUGACGGCUCUGACCCCUGGAGCAGCAGCACAGCUGGCACCUGUCACCAGGGGCCGGGGGCCUGGGGCUGGGAACCUGCGGGCGCUCCAGGAGGCCCCGGUGCCGCGCAGUGUCUGCUCCUCUGCCCCGUCCCCUCCCGGGGUUCCCACAGGACUCCAAGGACAGCCUGGAGUCAGGAUCCGCGCCAACCCCUGCCUCGCCCCUACGAGGGAAAAAGGGAAAUAAAAACAAGAAUGGAGCCUGUGUGUUCUGCCAUCCUUGUAACAUUUCCGUACAGACUUGCUUGUUGGAUUUUGAUGAGACCUGGACACUAAAGGGGGCCCCUGUGCACCCUGGCGGGCCGCCUCCGGCUGGGUCGGGCCUGAGAAGUUGGCCCGCGGCUUCCCAUCCCUGCCCGCACCCCAGGCUUCACGGCUGCUCUUGCCGUCUGGAAACUUCAGCCAGGAUCUCGAGGAGCCCCGUCACACACGAGACUCUGGGAAGAGCCGUGGGGCCUCUCUAGCUG
Equus quagga is the source of this 4615-nucleotide messenger RNA. It is a transcript of the gene THOP1, whose product is annotated as thimet oligopeptidase 1. Gene Ontology annotation, biological process: peptide metabolic process; proteolysis. The record is from RefSeq and is a predicted model, not a curated record. Gene Ontology annotation, cellular component: mitochondrial intermembrane space. Lineage: Eukaryota; Metazoa; Chordata; Mammalia; Perissodactyla; Equidae. The coding region runs from base 143 to 2206 and encodes 687 amino acids. The transcript is spliced from 13 exons. Gene Ontology annotation, molecular function: metalloendopeptidase activity.